AUGAAAGCAGGGAUGUCACUAGAUGAUCCUUCAAGCAAACGGCAAGCUUAUCGCUUGAAGAAGCAAGAGAAUCGGGAAGAAUUGAAACAUGUUCGGAUCGAUGCAAGUGCUAAAACAGAGAAAAUGGAUCUUCCCAGAAAGAGAUUCUACCGUCAGAGAGCACACUCAAACCCGUUCUCAGACCAUCAGUUAGAGUACCCCGUGAAUCCUGAUGAAAUGGACUGGCAGAAGCUCUACCCACAUUUUUUUGAUGAAGCAACGAAUAGGAUGACCAAGCAGGUGACAAUUGCUGACAUCGGGUGUGGAUUUGGGGGCUUGCUGAUUGACCUGUCGCCAGAGUUUCCAGAAAACUUAAUACUCGGGAUGGAAAUCCGCGUCCAAGUGACUAACUACGUGGAGGACCGCAUUAUUGCUCUGCGAACAAAUCACGCUGAUAACAAUUCUUUCCAAAACAUCAAUGUUCUAAGAGGAAACGCGAUGAAGUUCUUGCCAAAUUUCUUCCACAAAUCUCAGCUUGAAAAGAUGUUUUUUUGUUUUCCAGAUCCUCAUUUCAAGCAAAGGAAGCAUAAAGCUAGAAUCAUAACCAACACUUUGCUAUCUGAAUAUGCUUAUGCCCUUAAGGAGGGUGGUAUCAUUUACACCAUUACUGACGUUUUAGAUUUACAUCAAUGGAUGGCUAAGCAUCUGGAGGAACAUCCACUAUUCGAAAGGCUAUCUUCAGAUUGGGAAGAUCAGGACAAGUGCGUACAGAUUAUGAGAAAUGCCACCGAAGAGGGUAAAAAAGUGGAAAGAAAGAAAGGCGAUAAAUACGUUGCAUGUUUUGUCAGGAUACCCAACCCGGAGAUUGUAUGA
Lachancea nothofagi CBS 11611 is the source of this 852-nucleotide messenger RNA. The record is from the annotation of a GenBank genome assembly. NCBI's taxonomy places the organism in Eukaryota, Fungi, Ascomycota, Saccharomycetes, Saccharomycetales, Saccharomycetaceae.